Molecule: messenger RNA, 1631 nt
Organism: Callorhinus ursinus (northern fur seal)
Lineage: Eukaryota; Metazoa; Chordata; Mammalia; Carnivora; Otariidae
Product: protein FAM156A/FAM156B-like
Source: RefSeq, a predicted model, not a curated record
GGGACCCUGUGCCCAAGCCGGGUGCUUUUUAGCCUUCCUCGGGCUGUACGGGGCCGGCAGGGAGACGGGAACGUCCCGGGGCACAGUGGGCUCCUCUCCGUGGGCUUCGGCGUGGGUGCAUGGAACCCGCGACGUAGGCACCCGGCGGGUUGGGAAGGUUGAGCCCGCUCCCACGGCGGCGCACCAGUCUGGGUUCUUCCGGCCGUGCCCGUCCCUCCGCUACCUUCCAGCUCUUUGAGAACCUUCAUCUUCACCAUCCUGUCUAGACCCAAGGGCCAGGCGGAGCUGUGAGCAGCGACGACGCCUCCAUGGAUCCAGUUCAGAAACGUAACUCAACACUGAUUCCCGAAUCUUCCCCGAUGAGCUCUGAAGAGACCUCCCGGGAAGUCACAGCAGCCUCCCCUCCGUCCUUCUCAGAACUGCUAAUGAUGGGCCUCGGUGACCUCAAAACCGGUCCGGGCACCAGAUGCCCUGCCCCUCUGCCAGAGGGGCUGCUCCAGCAGCGGUACAGGGAUGAGAAAACCCUCCAAGAGAGGCGGUGGGAAAGGGCAGCGUCCCCUCAGAGGAAGAGAACACUUCUGGGGCCUGUGAGACGGCGACACCUCGAUCACGUGGCACCUUACCGGGUCGAGAGGAAGGCCAGGAUCCCUUCCUCGGGGGAUAGGGAUCCGAACAGAUUCCGAUGUGAAUGUCGAUACUGCCAGAGCCAUAGGCCCAGCGUCUCCGGGAUGCCUGCAGAGAGGAAAGGGGCCCCGCAUCCUUCCUCCUGGGACACGCUGGUGCAGGGCCUCAGUGGCUUGACCCUCAGCCUGGGGACCAGCCGGUCCGGCCUUCUGCCCGAAGGGGUGCUCCAACAGCAGGAGAGAGAGGAGAAGCUCCAACUGGAGAUGCAGCAGGAAAGCAAAAGAAUGUUCCAGAGGCUCCUGAAGCAGUGGUUGAAAGAAAACUGAGGCUCUUGUCCUCACGUGACAGAGAUCUGAACGGAUUCAGACGUGGAGGCUGGUGUGGCCAGAUCCUGAGCGUUGGUUCCUUUUGGGGACCGAACAGUAAGCGGUCAGAGAAGUCAGAGAAGGAGCAAAAGCAGCGUGAGGACUGGACACUCGGUCCGUGUGAGCGUGGAGCCAGUCCCUUUCCUGCCUGGAAUUUCUGGGUCACCGUGGGGCUUUCUGUGGUUCACUGCGUACCAGAGGUCCUUAACUUCCGUGUUUCGGCUCCCGUGAUGCAUGUUGUCACUUUCCCACCCCGGAUGUCUGUCUCUCCUCCCUGCCUUGUCGUCAGUAAGAUAUAGGGUUUCUCUGUAGCAUGAAUGCCCUGGUGAUGGCCAUGUGCUUUCGUGCCGUGUCACUGACCGCCUCCCAGAAGCAGCACUAGGUCUGCUGGGAUGCCCGUGCGCUCAACUGAGCCCCACUUCCGAGAAUCUGACGCUAAAUCGAGCAUCUGACGGAAAGGGACGUGGAACUGGAACGUGGGGGUUCACCACGGUGUUCUCUGUGUAAGCCAUUAUGAAUACGCUGAGCUAAAUGUAGGUCAACGUUUCCCUGCUUCGUGACAUUGAUGGUACUCCCCUUGGCGGAAUUUCUGAUGGGUUGCCUCGUCAUGCGUACCAAAUAAAUCUGCGUAUGAAAGGAAAA